Odocoileus virginianus texanus is the source of this 2601-nucleotide messenger RNA. Lineage: Eukaryota; Metazoa; Chordata; Mammalia; Artiodactyla; Cervidae. The record is from RefSeq and is a predicted model, not a curated record.
UGCAACAUAACAUCCCCAGAGAAGACAGAGCAAGAGGAAGAAGAGGAAAUGGCAGCUUCUCAGAGACUGCUGACAUUCCGGGAUGUGACCAUAGAUUUCACUCUAGAAGAGUGGGGAUGUCUGGACCUCAGUCAGCAAGAAUUGUACAGGGACGUGAUGUUAGAGAACUACGGGAACCUGGCCUCCUUGGGUCUUGUGGUCUUUAAGCCAGAUCUGGUCACCUUUAUGGAGCAAAGGAAGCAUCUCUGGGAUGUAAGGAGAAUGGAGACAACAGCCACAUACCCAGUUGUGUCAUCUCACAACAUGCAAGAUUUGAUGCCAAAAAAUCCAGGGUUAGAAGAUUUAAUCUCCAAAGCAAAGCUAGAAAUAUAUGAAUGAGUUCACCUUGGCAACUUACAUUUAAUGAAAGACUGCGAAUAUACAAUGGCAUGUGAAGGACAGAGAGGAUGUUUACCUGGACAUAAACAAAUUGAGACAGUUUCCCAUAAUGCAAACAUUAUUGCCAACAGAUAUCAAGGAUAUGAACCAAAUUGGGAAAAACACCAGUUUGAAAGAUCAACAUCUGCAGAGAAGUGUGUGUUGGUAAGGAAAAAUCCACAUUAUUUUUUGAAACAUACAUGUUCUCUUCAGAAAAAUGUGGAAAAUCCGGAAAGUCAUCCAGUCUCUACUGCAAAUAAUCAUUCACACCUUUCUGAACAUAGGCUUCGAUUAAACAUACAUUCAAAAAUGCCUGAAAACCAGAAAUUUAAAAAUGAGGGGGAAAAUUCCCAGUAUAAUCAAUUUAAUGAGUCCUUUAGUAAGGGUUUAUUAUUCCUCAACCAACAUAUAUUUUCUGCCAAUUCCGAGAUCUGUAAUAUUGAUAUUAAUGGGAGAGACCUUACUGAACCAUCACUGUCCAAUACAUAUGGAGGUAUAAUUAAUGUGGAACAACUUUACAAGUGCAGUAAAAUGAGUAAUGCCUUACACAAGAGCUCUACUCCCAAUAAUUACAAGAGUAUGUAUGAUGGAGUGAGAAGCUAUUCAUGCAAUGAAACUGGUUAUAACCUUGACCAAGACCCAAAUGUUAUGAAAUAUCAGGGACUUCAAUUAUCAGACAAUGAUUCUAAAAGUAAUCAAUAUAGAAAUGUCUUUUAUCAAAGUUCAAAUCUUACUAGUUAUAAGAGCAUUCAUAUUGGAGAGAAAAAUCAUAAUUGUUGUGAAUAUGGUAAAGGUUGUAAUCAGUCUUCAAAACUUAUUCAGACUAAGCAGAAGUGCUGCAAAUGUAAUAUAUGUAGAAAAGUUCUUAGUAAAUCAUCAAGUCUAAACAGACAUAGACUAAUUCAUAUAGGAAGGAAGCCUUUCAAAUGUACAGAGUGUGGCAAAGCCUUUGACUGGCAAUCAAACCUUACUCAACACCAGCAAAUUCAUAGUGGGGAGAAACCAUACAAAUGUAAAGAGUGUGGCAAAACCUUUAGCUGUUGUUCAAAUUUUACUCAACAUCAAAGAAUUCAUACUGGGGAGAAACCUUUUAAAUGUAAGGAGUGUGACAAAGCCUUUAAGUGGCAUGCAAGCCUUACUCAACAUCAGCGAAUUCAUACUAGGGAGAAACCAUACACAUGUAAAGAAUGUGGCAAAACCUUUAUCCCUUGUUCAAAUCUUAUUCAACAUCAGGUAAUUCAUACUGGGGAGAAGCCUUAUAAAUGUAAGGAUUGUGGCAAAGCCUUUGCCUGCUGCUCAGCUCUUACUAGACACCAGCGAAUCCAUACUGGAGAGAAACCUUAGAAAUGUAAAGAAGGCGGCAGAGCCUUUAAUCAGAGCUCAAGUCUUACUAUACAUCUGCGGAUUCAUACUGGAGAGGAACUUUGUACAAGCACAUGUCGCAGCUCGCGGCCACGGAGGGCCGCCCCCCGGAGGAGCCCCUCCCGGGCGUCAGGCGGACGGAGCCGGCGUUCUCAGAGGUUCCAGCCCCGCGCCCUCACCGGCUCAGGGCUCCCAGGGGUGCCGUGUGCGAUGGCUCCGGCUCAGAGCCACGGAAGACAGGUGUUACAGGAGCCGCGUCAGCGCCCACAGGGGCUUGUUCAGCGUGCCGGCUCACGGCUUCCCCUCAAACCGGCCAACUCACAACUUAGACUGGGGAGGCGUUGUAUCCACUUUAAGGCUGCAGAGAACAUCUUCAGGGAGGCGGUUCUCAUCUGGGGGCCCAGGAGGCCCCUCCUCGCAAACUCCGGCCCCUGGUCCCGGGGGCGCAGCCGCGCUGCUGUCUUCCGGCUCCCGGCGAGGCCCGGGCUGAACGCGGGGCUUCGGCGCGUCUGCGAGGGCUCCGCGCCAGCUCCAGGCCCGGAGGGGCGGCGGGGUCUGCUGGGCCGGGGUCGGGAGGCGGACGCCGGUGCCGCUCACCGGUCCCGCGCGGGCGGAAUCCGGGGAGCGAACCCGUGUGGACGCAAAGGAGGGCUUGACGGGGCGUCUCCGGGAGGAGCUGAUCGUCCCGAGUCCCUCCUGAGACGAGGACAGGAGAGGUGGGCCUUCUCGGCUUUUCAAGCGCCUUCUGCCUGCGGGCGUGUGGGGAGCAGGCGAAGGCGCCCUGCUGACGCCUUGGAAGGUGUAUCUCAGCACGCUGAGUGA